AUGUCCUUUAUUAAACUUAUACAGGCAGCAAUCGGUGCUGGUCCUCUUGACGAACCUCCAGAAGGUCGACCGGUCGGCGCUAUUCUCCGAGAUGACCAAGGGCUUGACAGGGAGACCAAUACGGAGAAAACUGGGAUCGACACCGGGAAGCAGGUGGUUCCUGAUGUUUCCGUCGAAACGGGCACGGUGGUUAUCGAUGUGGUCCAGGUGGUUUGGGGUAGGAGAGGCCGAUUUCUCGUCAUCAUUGGUUUGUGUUUAAUCAUGAUUGUAUACGAGAUCGACAAUAGCACUGUCUAUAUUUACCGCAACUAUGCCUCAUCGGAAUUUGGGGAGUUAUCCAAACUUGCUACCUUGAGUACAGCGGGGACGAUCAUAUUCGCUGUUGCAAAACCACCUAUUGCCAAGUUGUCUAAUGUCUUCGGCCGUGGUGGGACAUACCUCCUUGCCAUUAGUUUCUAUAUAUUGGCCUACAUUAUCAUGGCUUCAGCUAAAACCUUUAAUACCUAUGCUGCGGGCUCUAUCUUAUAUUCACUGGGUCAAUCCUCUACAAAUCUAAUGAACGAUAUUGUGAUUGCGGACUUGACGACGGCCCGGUAUCGAGCCUUCGGAAUUGCCCUUUCAUUCUGGCCUUUCCUGGUUACGCCUUGGGUUGCCGCUUUUAUUAUCAACAGUGUAACCGCACCUACAGGCAUUGGCUGGCGUUGGGGGAUAGGCAUGCUUGCUAUUAUCAUGCCGUUCUGUGCAAGCUUUAUUGUUAUCACAUUGCUGUGUUACCAGAUCCGAGCACAGAAGGGGCUCAUACUAAGGGAAAAGAUUUCCUUAUACGAGUUCUGUUCGCAGAUAGACCUCGGCGGUGUAGCCCUGUUUAGCGGUGGCCUAGCCCUCUUGCUCAUUCCGAUGACCCUAGCUUCCACAACUUCAUCGAGUUGGAAGACUCCAUGGGUUGACACGCUGAUUGUACUUGGUACGGUGUUACUUAUUGCGCUCCCUUUCUACGAGCGGUAUUUCGCCGAGCACCCCGUGGUGCCUCCUCGCUAUUUUACCAGUCGUACCAUAACCCUGUGCUGUAUGCUUAUUGCGAUGGAUAACAUUGGCUUUUCUGCAACACAUACGUACAUAUACGCCUGGGUUACUGUGGCACGAGGCCUUGAUGCUCGUGAUGCUACGUUUUUCACCUAUACCAACGGGGUAACGCAAUGCCUAAUUGCAAUCGUUGCAGGGUUGGCAAUAGCUAAGACCAAACGCUAUAAAUGGGUUUGCGUACUCGGUGCUACUAUACGUUUAGUUGGCUAUGGGGUCAUGCUCCGCCUUCGGGGCUCCGAAAAUAGUAUUGUGGAAAUAUUUAUUGUGCAGCUUGUUCAGGGAAUCGGCAGCGGAAUGGUCGGCUCAACUUUACUUAUCCCAGCCCAGGUUGUUGUAUCUCAUGCUGAAAUGCCGCAAAUUACUGCCUUGGUAGUCUGCUUUGCCUUCGUCGGGGGUAGCAUAGGUUCCUGCAUCGCUGGUGGUAUAUACACAGGUAUGAUACAGAUGGAAUUAUCGAUGGCCCUAGGCGACGUAUCGACGACGGACACCGUAUCUGCGUUGGCAAAUUCGAUUACGGCCGUUCUUCCCGAAUGGGGUUCACCCGAACGAACUGCUGUUAAUAUUGCAUUUACGGAGGUAAUGAAAUACAUAACAUACGCAGCUGUAGGGCCAUCUGCGAUUGCCUUCAUCGGGUCACUCUUUAUGCCCAACUAUGAAUUACCCGAUAAAAACAAUCUUGUCGAGUGA
Molecule: messenger RNA, 1770 nt
Organism: Daldinia decipiens
Lineage: Eukaryota; Fungi; Ascomycota; Sordariomycetes; Xylariales; Hypoxylaceae
Product: MFS general substrate transporter
Exons: 7
Coding region: 1-1770 (589 amino acids)
Biological process (GO): transmembrane transport
Molecular function (GO): transmembrane transporter activity
Source: RefSeq, a predicted model, not a curated record